Molecule: messenger RNA, 3233 nt
Organism: Aedes albopictus (Asian tiger mosquito)
Lineage: Eukaryota; Metazoa; Arthropoda; Insecta; Diptera; Culicidae
Gene: pkaap
Product: A-kinase anchor protein 10, mitochondrial
Exons: 3
Coding region: 185-2191 (668 amino acids)
Biological process (GO): intracellular protein localization
Cellular component (GO): plasma membrane; mitochondrion
Molecular function (GO): protein kinase A binding
Source: RefSeq, a predicted model, not a curated record
UUGCGGAAUUUUUCUUAUUACGUCUCGCGUAAAGUUUUCGGGAACGCCAGUGCGGAGCAAAAAAAACCAUUGAUUUUUCUAGUAAAAUACGAAAAAAUCAUGUAAAAUUGAGUUAAUUAGUCGCGGAAACAGUAGUCCAUUGUUCAAUCUUCAACGGAAGAUUGAAAAUCCAUACCGCCGGAGGAUGUUGCAGUUCCUGAAAAAGUCUGCUGUGUCUCGGAAAAACUCCGGCAGCGGCAGCAAUUUGGCGCAUCAGGAAGAAAACAUAAAUAACAAGUCAUCAUCAUCGGCAGCGAAAUCGACAACGAGCGAUGAUGUCAUUGACGGCGCUGCUAAUGAAUGCAAACCGGCUAGCGAUGAGCAAGCCUUACUAGAAGCGGAACUUUAUUGGCUGGAACGGUGGAAUAGUGUGCCGGAAGUUAGAUCUCGGUUGUCUCGAACCCUGCUGGACAUUUUGGCCGAGCAAAGCUGCAUCUGCUACUUUGUCCAAUUUCUGGAAACGAAAGAUGCCCUUCCGUUGGUGAAGUUCUGGCUCGAUGUGGAGAGUUUCAAGGCAGCUGCCAGUGCGGAUUAUGCACGGGGUUGUGAUGGCCGAAAUGGUAAAGGUCCUGGGCAUCGUGGUCUGCAGAGAAGUGUGUCCUCGGACGGGUACGAUAGUUUGUCCUACUUAAGCGUGGAUUGCGAUUCCAUAUCCACUUACUCGGAAAAUGCUUUCGAUGAUGGAACGACUACAACGGAUGACGUUGAUCACAGUUGUAGGACCUCUAACAACUGCACUCCGAUUCCCCCCGCCCUUGAGGUAGUCCUGGAGGAAGAGAAACGACCCGCGGAAGAUGAUGACCGGAAGCAAAUCUUAGAAGUGUGCAACCUUACCAUGCGCCAGUCAUUGACGGACGACGAAAAGACUCAAAUCUGCGCCUCGAACAAGCUGAAGUUGGAGGAACCCAACCCUACGCCCACAAGCAAGGACGAAGGAUUCAACUCCCUCGUCAACUCGGACGCGGUACGAAUCUAUCGGAAGUAUCUGGUAAGCAACUCGCCGUGCUACAUCGAGAUGCCGGCGACGAUUCUGUCGCACAUUUCGUUGGCUCUUUGCGGCGGAAGUUGCAGUGAAGAGAUCUUCAACGAAGCGCAACAGUAUCUGGUGGAUGUAAUGGAGAAGUCAUACCUGAAUGCAUUUCUGGAGAGCAGCUUCUACAGUAAAUAUACUUUUGAGGUUCUCUCGAGCGAAAGCCUAACUCUGAAGGACAUCCUCUGCAGCGAGAUGGCUCUGUUUUACUUCAUGGAAUAUCUAGAGCAGAAAGGUAAGCGCCACAUCCUGGAGUUUUGUGUGACAGCUAGCCACUUCCGCCGUAGUGCCGAAAACAGCCAAGCCCAGGCCGAUGCCGUGGUGUUGUACGAAAAGUAUUUCUCGCUACAGGCGACCUGUCCGUUAAAUGUUAGUGAUAAGAUACGAUUCCUGGUUGAGGAAGGGAUUUGCUCGCAGGACGCCGGGACGAUCAAAAACUGCUUCGAAAUGCCUUCCAGGGUGAUUGAACGAUUCCUGGAGAAACGAUAUUUCCAGGGAUUCUUGAAAUCUCAACUCUACAAACAGUAUUUGGCCGAGUUGCUGGGGAAGAUCAAGACAGCCGGAGUCGGUGAGUCCACCGGAAGCAGUAUGGGAAUUCUAGCGGGCCGUAAGCAGAUAUUCUUCAGCGAUCGUAACCGAACGACCAACAAUCAAAGGCGUGGCCAUCGGAAAACCUUCUCGGAUGUGACAAGCGAAAGAAGCGGUCGGGCAAAACAGUUCGUUUCCUCUCAGAACACCCUCCUGGCCAUGUCCGAUACGAGCUUCCAUCGGAAGCGGACCAACACCGUCGGAACGGCCACCGGAACUGACAUCAUGCAAAUCGAUUCCCGUCAACUGUACAAUCCGGAUCUCCUAUGGAGGCGAAACUCGGUGGCCGGGCUGACGUUCGGCCGGGUCGACGCUCUGGGGCGGUACGAGCGAGAUUUCGACAUCGUGGAACCGCCCCAGGACGACGAUCGGUGGAGCAAAAACCGACUGAAGAAGGCGAUGCGAAAGCUGGUCAAUCUACCGGAGGACAAAGCCCAGGAGGAACUGGCCUGGCAGGUGGCGGAGAUGAUUGUCAAGGACAUCACCAGCGUCACGAUGAGCGGUGGCAGCGAAGGGAGCAACGCUCAUACGUGAUCGUGGUGUCCUCGCUCUCUUUUUCUUUAUAUUCUCUUUUAUUCCAAUUUGCGAGUAUUUCUCAUAUCGUUCGUAUUUUAGUCUUUACUAUAUGAUUAUUGCAUAGUUUAUCGUUGGUUGGAAUUUUGUUUUACCAUACGUCCAUUUUGUUAACUCGAAUAGGCAUCUUUAUGUUCGUUUAGGAUUUUUUUUGAAGAUUUUAUCUCUUUGUUUUUCUCUUUAGGUAAUUAUUUAUGGUUGUCGCUAAUGAGCAACCGAAAACAAAAUAUUUUCAAACAUUGUGGUUACCACAUGCAAUCGAACAAAUAAACUCUCUUUCUUUAACUCUUCAACUCAUAGGAUAUAAAUUGAAACUCUAAUGGUGCUUGAUAACAUUCGUAACGAAAACUACACUACAUCUCCUACAAAUAUCUAUUAAUAACCACCAUCCUUUACUUAACUAACUAAGAACUCAGUCAGUAGUCACUGUAUGUUCACAAACCGUAAGAAUCUGAUUCAAUUCGAGUCCGGAAGGUACACUGAAAGUUUUUAUAGAUUUUCCCUUUGUUUCAAAGAACUCUGAUCCAUCUGAUUUUUUUAAGUUGCAUCCUCAAACAUACUUUCGGAUUCCAUGAUUUUCUAAAUUUUUGUAAGUUACUGUACUGUACUAUACUAAAAGUAUUUCACAUAAUCCGUGCAUCGUUUUCGUUUGGUGAUGCUCUGAGUAAACAAAUAAAAUGAGAGAAUGAUGAAUUGCGCGUGCCAAUCUUUCGGAAGAGUUGAUCUAUUAGGUAUACAAUAGGUAUGCUGAUCUAGCGUGGACAGAACAAUGAGCACAGAUAUUUUUAUAUUUUAUUUUGGAUUCUAAAAUUUUACUGAGAAUGCGAGUUAAGUGUCGAAAUUAGUUGUGAAAAGACGUACUAGAGGUAUGUGAAUGUAGAAAUUAUGUAGAACUAAACUACAUAACCGUGACAAAGAAGACAGUAGUGAUAAGAGAUAAGGCACACUAGCGACAAAGAUGAUGUAUAUCUAGAAUUCUAAUAAAGAGUACUCAAAUAUAGAA